UUUUGUUUAUAUUGUGAAAAAUAUACAUAAAAUUAUUUAUCUUGAAAAAGGGGAGGAUUUUCUUAAUUCAAUCCAUAUUAAUUUAAUAAAUUAUUACUAAAUUAAAGUAAUGGAUCAACCAAAUGAUUAUUUUCGUUAUAUCUACAGUUCAUCAUUGCAUGAAUUGGUACAAAUCAAAGUAGGCACUUUGGAGGGCAAAAAACGUCAGCCAGAUUUUGAAAAACUUCUAGAAGAUCCUAUAUUACGCUUUUCCGGCCUCUAUUCGGAAGAAUGUCCCUCCUUUCAAGUACGUUUGCAAAUUUUCAAUCAGGGUCGACCCUACUGCCUACCAGUUACCACUUCCUAUAAGUCAUUCACCAAACGUUGGAGCUGGAAUGAAUGGGUUACUUUACCUUUGCAAUUUUCACAUUUGCCACGUACUGCCAUGUUGGUGCUCACCAUACUCGAUUGUGCCGGUGCUGGCCAGACAUCUGUCAUAGGCGGCACUGCUAUAUCUCUCUUCGGUAAAAAUGGUAUGUUUCGCCAGGGUAUGUAUGAUUUAAGAAUCUGGUUAGGUGUAGAGGGCGAUGGUAGUUAUCCCUCUAAGACACCCGGCAAGGGUAAAGAUUCUUCAAAAUCCCAAAUGCAACGUUUGGGUAAAUUGGCGAAAAAACAUCGUAAUGGUCAAAUACAAAAAGUUGAUUGGUUGGAUCGUCUAACAUUUCGUGAAAUCGAAUUGAUUAAUGAACGUGAGAAGAGAAUGUCGGACUAUAUGUAUCUAAUGAUUGAAUUUCCCACCGUAGUGGUAGAUGAUUGUUAUAAUUAUUCUAUUGUGUACUUUGAACCGGAGGGUGAUAAAAAUUAUAAAUUUUUAAGUAAACCAAAAUUGGUUACUGUUCCAGAUUCGGAAAUUUUACAGGAAAACUUAGUAGAACGAAAACAUCAUCGUUUGGCUCGUUCCGAAAGAUCUAGGAUCUCUGAUCGUGAUGCUAAACCUACCGCCAGCAUACGCGAUCAAUUACACACUAUUGUGUAUCGUUAUCCACCCACUUGUGUUUUGAAUAGUGAAGAACAGGAUUUAUUAUGGAAAUUUCGUUUUUAUUUGUGUUCUCAUAAAAAAGCUUUAACGAAAUUCUUGAAAUGCAUCAAUUGGGAAACUCAAGCCGAAGUACAGCAAGCCUUAAUUCUUCUAAGUAAAUGGGCUCCUAUGGAUGUUGAAGAUGCCUUAGAAUUGCUUAGUCCAGCUUUUAAACAUCCUCAAGUGCGUAAAUAUGCCAUAAGUCGUUUGGCACAGGCUCCCGAUGAAGAUUUAUUAUUAUAUUUACUGCAGCUAGUGCAAGCUUUAAAAUAUGAAAACUUUUCCGAUAUAAUGGAAUCGCACAAACGUUUUUUUCCCGAUCGUGAUAUAGUACGUUCUUUGGACGAUAAUUCUACACUAUUCGAUCAGAGUUCUUUGUGUUCAGAAGUUAGUGUGGGUGCUGCUGGAGCGGUGGCGGGUGGCAGCACUUCUUCUCUACUAACAACAACACAACGCAAUAACGUACAACGUGCUAAUGUUCAAAUUGAACGUUCUUCAACCAUGCCCAUGGCCAUCUCAGUUAAUUCUUCAUUAGCCGAUGAAAAUGAAACUUCUAUUGGUUCUUUAACAUCUGAUGUAUCGAACACUCUAAUGAGUGAUACCAACACCAAUGUGCAAUAUUCUACAAUGGCCAAUUCUGCCACUAAUCUGGCCACCUUCCUCAUACAAAGGGCUUGUAAAAAUCCCACUUUAGCCAAUUAUUUAUAUUGGUAUCUAUCGAUUGAAGUGGAAGAUCAAGAGUCUAUACGUAAACAGGAUGAAAGAGUACAUGAAAUGUAUGAUAUGGUUUUGAAAAUGUUUAUGAAAGUUUUAGAAAAUGGUAACUUUCAUUUGCGUGGCAUUUUCUAUAAUCUUAAGAAACAGCAACGUUUUAUUGAUGAAUUGGUGCGUUUGGUAAAGAUUGUAGCCAAGGAAACGGGUAAUCGUAAUAAGAAAACGGAAAAGUUUCAAAAACUUUUAAAUGAAACGGAUACAUUUAAAAUAAAUUUCACCAACAUUGAUCCCAUACCAUUUCCUUUGGAUCCGGAUAUUUAUAUAACGAAAAUUGUACCCUCAAAGACGUCACUGUUUAAAAGUGCUCUAAUGCCGGCCAAAUUAACCUUUGUCACAUCUAUAGCCUCUCACGAGUAUGUGGCCAUUUUUAAACAUGGUGACGAUUUACGACAAGAUCAACUUAUACUACAAAUGAUAACUCUAAUGGAUAAAUUAUUAAGACGUGAAAAUUUAGAUCUCAAAUUAACACCCUAUAAAGUGCUGGCCACUAGUUCAAAACAUGGUUUUCUACAAUAUAUAGAUUCGUAUACAGUGGCCGAUGUAUUGGCACGUGAAGGCAGUAUACAUAAUUUCUUUCGUAAACACAAUCCAUGUGAAUCGGGACCUUAUGGUAUAUUACCAGAAACCAUGGAUACUUAUAUAAAAAGUUGUGCAGGUUAUUGUGUGAUCACUUAUUUAUUGGGCGUGGGAGAUCGUCAUUUGGAUAAUCUACUGCUGACCACUAAUGGCAAACUAUUUCACAUUGAUUUCGGUUAUAUAUUGGGUCGUGAUCCCAAACCAAUGCCACCUCCCAUGAAGUUAAGCAAAGAAAUGGUUGAAGCUAUGGGUGGUGUUAGCUCCGAACAUCAUCAUGAAUUCCGCAAACAAUGCUAUACAGCAUAUUUACAUUUGCGGCGUCAUGCAAAUGUUGUUUUAAAUUUAUUCUCUCUUAUGGUAGAUGCCUCGGUACCCGAUAUUGCUUUAGAACCCGAUAAGGCUGUCAAAAAGGUAGAGGAAAAUCUUCAACUAGGUUUAACCGAUGAAGAAGCCGUUCAACAUUUACAGGGUCUUUUGGAUAUAUCGAUAACGGCUGUUAUGCCAGCCUUAGUAGAACAAAUACAUAAAUUGGCUCAGUAUUGGCGCAAGUAGAUAGUGUUAGUUUUUAAGUAAAAUAUUAUAUAUAAAUAGCAUAUAAUCCUAGAAGUUAUCAAUAUAAAUAUAAUAAAUAUUUAAAAUCUUAAUUUGAAAACUUAA
Messenger RNA from Lucilia cuprina (Australian sheep blowfly), 3064 nucleotides. RefSeq names its product phosphatidylinositol 3-kinase catalytic subunit type 3 (gene Pi3K59F). Gene Ontology annotation, biological process: endocytosis; autophagosome assembly; phosphatidylinositol-mediated signaling. The coding region runs from base 110 to 2959 and encodes 949 amino acids. Lineage: Eukaryota; Metazoa; Arthropoda; Insecta; Diptera; Calliphoridae. Gene Ontology annotation, cellular component: peroxisome; membrane; phagophore assembly site. The record is from RefSeq and is a predicted model, not a curated record. The transcript has 7 exons. Gene Ontology annotation, molecular function: 1-phosphatidylinositol-3-kinase activity.